AUGGGGGAUAUCAAGGAAGAAAGAAACCCUACUCCGGAAAACAUGACCAUGCUUCAAGCAUUCGAAUGGUAUGUUCCAGACGAUCAUAAACAUUGGCAAAGACUUCACGAUGCUAUUCCUUCUCUCAAAGCCACUGGUAUCGACAAUAUGUGGAUUCCACCUGGAUGUAAAGCUUCUUCUCAAUCCGGAAAUGGUUAUGAUGUAUAUGAUCUUUAUGAUCUUGGAGAAUUCGAUCAAAAGGGAGGAAAGGGUACAAAAUGGGGUACCAAGGAAGAAUUGGUGAAAAUGGUAAAGAAAGCCAAUGAAGUCGGAGUAGGAAUUUAUUGGGAUGCUGUCCUCAAUCACAAAGCAGCUGCAGAUCACAAAGAAAAAUGUGAAGCCCAAGAAGUCGACGAAGAAGAUCGCACCCAAAAUAUCUCCGAUCCCUACCAAAUCGAUGCUUGGCUUGGGUUUGAUUUCCCUGGUCGUGGUGACAAAUACUCGAAGCAAAAAUACCACUGGUAUCACUUUAGCGGUACAGAUUACAAUGCCGAGAACGAAAAAACUGCAAUCUAUAAAAUCCUCGGUGAUAAAACAAAAGAUUGGGCAGAUGAUGGUGAUGUUGAUGGAGAGAAGGGUAAUUAUGAUUAUCUUAUGUUUGCAGAUUUGGAUUACAAUCAUCCCGAGGUAGAACAAGAUGUUCUGAAUUGGGGAGGAUGGCUCGGUGAUCAAAUUACUUUGAAAGGUAUCAGAUUUGAUGCGGUUAAACAUUUCAGUGAGGAUUUCUUGAGGAAAUUCAUUACACUCAUGAAUGAUAAAUAUGGACAGGGAUGGUUUUUUGUGGGAGAAUUUUGGAAGGAUAGUUUGGAUGAUAUGAAUAAGUAUUUGGAUCGCAUGGGAAGAAAGUUUAGUCUUUUUGAUGCGCCGUUGGUUUAUAACUUUAGCAAGUUAUCCAAAACAGAAGGAGGAGAUUUGAGAACUGUUUUCGAUAAUACUUUGGUUCAAACCGCACCGGUUAAUGCUGUUACCCUAGUAAUGAACCACGACACUCAACCCUACCAAGCCCUCGAAGCCCCCAUAGAACCCUUCUUCAAACCCCUCGCCUACUCCCUGAUCCUCCUCCGCGUAGACGGCUACCCCUGCAUCUUUUACGGCGACCUCUACGGCAUCAAAGGCGAACACGAGUUCCCCCCCUCCUGCGGCAACGCCCUCCCUAAUCUCAUCCUCGCGCGAAAACUCUACGCCUACGGCCACCAGGAAGAUUACUUCGACUACGCUACCUGUAUCGGAUGGGUGCGAUCCGGAACGUGGGAUCGACCGAAUGGUUGUGCUACGGUAAUUAGUAAUGCGGGUCCCGGGGAGAAGAGAAUGUUUGUGGGUGAGAUUCAUGCGGGGGAGAAAUGGACCGAUGUUUUGGGUUGGGAACAGGGUGAGGUGGUUAUUGGGGAGGAUGGGUGGGCUAUUUUUAAGUGUCCUGGGACGAGUGUUAGUGUGUGGGUUAAUGCGGGGGCGGAGGGGAGAGAUAGGUUUGGGAAGUUUGAUGAUGAUAUUUAUAAGGUGUAG
Molecule: messenger RNA, 1542 nt
Organism: Sclerotinia sclerotiorum 1980 UF-70
Lineage: Eukaryota; Fungi; Ascomycota; Leotiomycetes; Helotiales; Sclerotiniaceae
Exons: 4
Coding region: 1-1542 (513 amino acids)
Biological process (GO): carbohydrate metabolic process
Molecular function (GO): hydrolase activity, hydrolyzing O-glycosyl compounds; calcium ion binding
Source: RefSeq, a predicted model, not a curated record